CAAACAACGCGGCAAAAGUUCUACUUUACAGCAUUCUGUACAAAAAAAAGGCUUAUAAAAUGGAGACGGACUGGCGAGAAAUAUUAAAGUUGUCACAAAAUGAAUUGAAGCAAGCAGAAAAAGAAAAGCUCUGUGAUAGUUUGUCCUGGAUGGAAGCCGACGAUAUUGAACUAAACUUUGCAGAUCUUAAGACUUUGUUUAGGCUGGCUCAGGACAUAAUAAAAUAUAAAACUGAGCAGGUUAACGGAGUUUUAGGGAAGUUAGAGAAAACAAAAAGAAAAAUAAAAACUAAAGAAAGAAGUACACUUACAGAUUCCCCUGCUGCUAGUUCUGAUAGUGUAUUCGAAACAAUCACGCAUCAAGAAGAAGUCAUAAAAGCAAAUAAAGAUAUUUUGGAACAGCUUUAUGCAGAUAUUGCAGAACUGGAAAAACGUAAAGUUCAACACGAUGGAGAAACAAAUACAAACCAGGAAAGCGAAUCUAGUCGUGGAACACUUUCUGAACUAAACGCAGUUGCACAGUUAGAAAAUGAAGUAUCAAAGCGUAAUAGACAUAUAAGAAAAUUACUUGGGGAUGUUAAAAAUCUCGAGGAAGAAAAAAAUAUGUUCAAAGAAAAAUUAUCUAUUUUUAAAGACAAGUUAAAAGAAGCCACACUUCUUAUUGAAAAUUUGACCGAACAAUUAUUCACCUUUAAUAGUGAACAAACAAAUUUAAAAGAACUUCUUGCAAGAAUGGAAGAAGAAAAAGCAAAUUUAGUAAUUGAAACAGAAGAACUCAGAAACGAAGUAAAAAAGAAGAAUUUAAUAACUGAAAAAGCAGAGGAAGAUUUAAAAUAUAAGCAUCAGCACCUUAAAGAUUUAUUGAAACGCCAUAAAAUUAAAAUUGAUGAGUUAUCAACUGAAAACUCUCAAUUGAAAGAAGAAAUAACGCAAAGACCGAAAUUUGUAGAAUCUCAUAAAAAAACAAAAUUUGAGGAUUCAAAAGUAAAAGAACUACAAGACAAAUUGAUUGAAGCCUCUGAAGAAAUGAUCAAAUCUGCAAAUUUAAUUCAAAUCCUAAGAGAGGAAAACAAUCGUUUAAAAGUCGUUAUUGAAGAUAUACCAGACAAAUCAGUAUCUGAUCACAAAAAUGAAAGUGAUGAUGGUAAAGAAAGAAAUAUGAUAAACAAACUUAAAAGGAAAGUGAAAAGUUUAAAUGUAGCUCUUCAAGGUACGGAAGAACUGGUUUCUUUAAAAGAAAAAGAGCUUACAGAAAUCACCGCACAAUUAAAACUUCUACGUUCAGAAGAAGGUGUUAAUGCACUGAUAGAAGGCAUAAAAAAUAAAAAAAGACAUCUUAAAAUCAAAGAUGAAGGUAUUAAAUCCUUAAUACAAGAGGUAAAUUUAUUAAACAGCCUUGUCAGUGAACUUCAACUUGAAAAUGCAGUGAUGAGAAAAAAUCUUAACAUUCCUGAUAACGAAAAAUUGAAUACAUACGGGAUUUUAAAAAAGUAUAAGGAUUUGGAAAUAGCAAAUGCUGAACUUACAAAACAUUUGCAAGAAAAUGAAGACAAGUUAAUUUCUCUAGAAAUUGACAAUUAUAAUAAAAAAUCAGUACUUCAGCAAUUAAAAUCUGCAGUAAAAUCCACAGAUUUAAGAGCUUCUAAUGAAACAAACGAUGAAUAUAUAACAUCUGAUACACUUAAAACUAUUAUGGAAGAAAAUGAAGGUCUUCGAAAUGGGCUGACAGAGAUUUUAACAUAUAUUAAAGAUAAUAGUAAAACAACUUCUGGGAUACUUUCUAUGGAAUGUCCUAGUUUAGAAGCAAUUUUAAAUUCAAUGGAAGCACGAAAAUUGGCUGGUUGGUUUUCACCACAUAUGAAAACAGUCAUGGAAUUGAAAGCAGCAAUAGGUAGCAAAGAUGCGUUAAUGAGUGCCCUACAUGAUUCAAGGAAAGAAACAUUUAAAGUAAUGAAAAAACUCACAGAGGAAGAACAAAAAACAUCUGAUUUAGAAAAGGUAAUACUUGAUAUUAAAGAAAAAACUGUAACAAAAACUGAGACGGAAGAUAAAAUAUCCAGUAUUGCAGAUACUAUUGGAGAAUUUGGGUCAUGGAUGACCAAUGCCGAAUAUGAAAAACUUGACUUUGCUGAUGGCAAUCAGAUACAAAAAGUCUUAACUAAGGGAAAUAUUCUGUUUGAAAAUCAAUUCGUGCAUGCUUUACAAUAUUUUCAAAAUAAAUUUACCAUGCUUUUUGAUAAACUUACUUCGUUAACAAUAACUGCUGAAGAUGAUUUUAACAAAUGGCUUGUUAAGGAAGAACAAUAUAAAGCGGAAAUAGAAAACUUAAAAUAUCAAAUAGAUGAACAUGAGGAUGAUACUAGCAAUAGAUCUCCUGGAUUACUCACAACGUCUAAAUUAAAUUAUAUGGAUAGAAAGUAUAAUUUUCUUGAAGAGUCAUUUAAACAAAUAAGAACAUUAAAUGAAAAUUUAAGAAAUGAAUACUUGGAAAGUAAAAAGGAAAGAAUGUCAGAAUCAUUUGAAUACGAGAAAAAAGUGCAACAUUUGAUCAUAUCUGUUCUUAAUCUAAGUGAUAAGUUAAGAAAUUCCAUACCAAUUGAAUUAUUCCUAGAACAAAAUGAGGUUUUAAAUCAAUAUAUCAUAAAAUAUAGAAACAUUAUCGAAGUUAAUAAUACAAAGCACAUUCGGACUCUGGAUAUAAUUAAGAGACUCGAUGAUGAUAAACUUGAUAUAAUGAAUCGAUUUCAUAAAAUUAUUCAAGAUUCCACAAUUAUCAAGUUUGAACAAACAAGUAAUAUAUUGUCAAGUGUAGAACAGUUAGUGUUACAGAAACAACUAGAACAAUUAAGUCUGGAAUUAAAUAAAAAAAAUGAGGAGACUGAGUUAUUAGAAAAAAAAAUAUUGGAUUUAGAAAUUUCACAAUCACUACUAAUUGAUAAGGUUAUGCGUAUAGAGGACAGUGAAGAAAUAAAUAUAAUAAAAGACCAAAUUAAGUCUUUACAAGAAGAAAAUAAGAUCCUUAAAGAUCAACAAAAGGACACAAAAAAUAAAAAUGAUGUUUUACAUUUACAGCUCAAAGCGGAUGAAAAUCAAAAAAUAAACUAUGAUACAGAAAUUAAUAUGUUGAGACAUCAAAUUCUUGACCUUCAGUCACUGGGAGACAACAAAGCAAUAAUUUCUAGACUUAGUGGUGAGGUCUUACUAGCGCAAGUACAAGCAUCUGAAAGCUAUGAGAAAAUUGAAUCACUGAAAUUACGUUUAUGUAGAGAAAAACAGAUCCGGGCUGAGGCGGAAGAAAUGUUGAAUAAACGACAGAAAGUCUUCGACAUAUACUCUAAGAGAUGCAUCAAACAGUUCAGGUCUAUGAAUGAUAUUGUCGAAGUUCUACGAAACCAAUACACUGGUUGUUUACCUCUUAUUUCUGCAGAAAGUUAUUUCUAUAGGCUGGAAGAAAUGCAACUUAAAUCACAAGAAACUAAUGAAAAACUUAGUAACUUAGAACAGUUACAGUCAAAUUUAAUGACUAAGCAUAGUAUUUACAGUCAAAUAUUAGAUCUAUCAAAUACAAAAUGCUUUGAAGAUGAAGACAGCUGUCCUCAUAAAUUGCAAAAUAUAGUUAUGGAAAAGACUCAAAAACUUGAUUUGGAAAAUCAUAAUAACAAGAUAGCGUUGUUCGAACAAUCACACAAAAAGCUUUUGGACCGCUGUAAUUCCCUUGAAAGAACGUUAGUAUUGGUUAAUAAAGGAUUUAAAAUUUCGAAUACUAAAUAUGAAAAAUCAUUCGGUCGAAAAGAAAAUGGAAGAAUAGAAGUCCAAGAUAUUCAAAGUAGUGAAGAAAUAAAUAGUAAAGGAAGUCUUACAUACACGUUACCGAAUCUUAAGCAACACGAUCUCCAUUUAGAAGAUGGAAUAACGAGAUGUGAUCAUUUCGAUAACAAGAUUGUUAAUAAAACCUUUUUGCAAUUUAAGAAGUUAGAACACCGAGAAACUCAAACUCAUUCAUACAAGCUCACGGAUGUAAAAUUAAUUCAAACCGAUAAGGAUGAGAAAACAGUAGAGUUAACCUCCCAAAUAGACCAACUUUUGAGUGAAAACAGACAAAAGGAGAAACUGCUAAAGGAGUUCAAUAUAUUAUUUCACCGUCAAUCACAGGAUUUACUUUUAGUGAAUACUGAAAAAAAUGAAUUGAACAAUAAAUUACAAAGUCUAUUUCAAACCAUCGAUGAAAAAGACACAAAAAUUAAUAAAUUAGAAAUUGUUGUUGAUUCUUCGAAAAAGGAAAUCUAUGACAUUAAAUUAAAAGAACAAAAAAGAGCUAAUGAGACAGAAAACGCAGAAAAUCAAGCUUUAGUUGUAAAUCUCAAAAAAAUAGAAAGUGACAAAAAUGCUGUAAUAAUGGAAUAUAAAGAACUUUUAAGAAAAGAAAGGCAGGAGUAUUUAAAAUCGAUAAAAAUAUUACAAUCAAAAUUAUUAGAAUCGCAGACUGGGGUCGAUGAGAGGCAGUUUAAAGCGACUUCCUCGAACAAUGACGUCGCCAAAGAUACCACCAAUAAAAAUACAAUAAAAAUUAAUGAAUUGGAGGAUAAAUGUUUUAAACUUCAAAGUGAAAUAGCGGGAUACAAAACGGAUUUAAAAAAUCAACUAAGUGAGUUAGAACGUUGGAAAGAAUUAGCAGUGGAAAGAUUAACAAAAAUGGAGCAGCUCAGUGCACAAUUAAAAGAGAGACACAAUCAUGAAAUGGAAUCAUACAAAGCUGAGAAUCAGCACUGGCUGUCGCAACUUAAUGAGACACAACGUGAGCAUAUCGAGCUACGCAGCCGACUAACAGAGCAAAAAGCUUUCCAUGUAAAGCAAUUGGCAGAAAAAGAUGCGCAUAUUGAACAUCUACGAUCUGUUAUAAAUAAUCUAAAGACCCAAGUACUCAACAUGCAGACAAUGCUUACAGUAAAUGACCCUAGUUUUGAUUUAUCUGCCAUUGUCGAAGUUGAUGAAUUGAGCGACGUGGUAUCUCAACAAGGAUCUGACAGACUGGAACUGAAAUUUGAAUCUACGGUUGACUUAAACGAAAUUCAUGAAGAUUUCGUAAGAAUCCCGAACACAUCUACAGCUAUUUGGCAGGAGCCAUUGAUAGAGCGUUUACGAAGAGAGAAGCAGUUAGUGGGAAAACAGAAUGCUAUACUAAGAAGACAGAUAAAAGUGCUCGCCGCCAGGGAGCGCAGGUCGCGCCUGGACGCACAAAAUCUCAAAAACCAAGUGUUCCGCAUCAGCACCACCGGCAACAAAGUUCCUUCGGCUGAGUCAGCAGCAUUCCAAAAUAAGAUAGCGUCUUUACAAGCCCAGCUCACAAGCGCCCGACGUGAUGCUCACUCUUCUGUAGCCCUCUGGGAUAAAUGGAAGAGAGCUCAACAAACGGCAGAGCGGUGGCAAGCAAAAUUCGAAGAAAAAACUCAAGAAAUGAAAAAAAUUGAAAUUAGUUUGAAUUUAUCGAAAUCAGCUGUUGCAAGACUAGAAAAAGAGAAACGCGCUCUCCUCAUCAGAUUAGGUGAUAUGAAACAUGAAAGGUCGCUGUCAAUAGAAAAACAGGAUGCUGAAACUUCCGAGAAAGCAAUGUCUAGAAACGAAGACUACAUUGAUCCUCCUCCUGUAUCGACACGCGCUCUGCUUGAUAGAGUUGAAGCACAACAACGUCGGAUUGCUGCACUUGAACUUGCAGAAAAGGGAAAUGAAACCUUAGUAGCAGAGUAUGAAAAGUGCUUAGCAGAGAUUACGUCGCUAAAGGGCCAAGUACUGAAAUUGGAGUCUACGCUGCUCGAAGCUCAAAUUAGAUCACCUUUGCAAUCCACAAGUGACCCAAAACCAGAACUGGACUAUUGGAAGAAUUAUUGCGACAUGUUGAAAGAAGAGAAUAUGCAGUUGACGCUGCGAGUGAACUGCUUAGAGAACGUGCCCACCUCGGCCAGUCACCAACGAGUCAGCGAUUUAGAACAGACCGUGUUGACACUGAGAGGGCUUGUCAGCAAACUUCAAUCGGACCAAAAAUCAUCAGUGGGUGUACAUAGACGUGUCGAUUCCCGUCCCGGUAGCGGUCGUAGCAGCUCGGAAAAGAUGCGGACUCAUGUGGAAUCAUAUCGUAUUGAGAUAUCGAACCUCAAAAAGAGCAUUCUUGAGAAAGAUGCCCUUUUGGAGAAUUCCAAAGAAAUGCUCAGAAUUGCCGCAGAAAGAGAGGACGACUUAUUGAGAGAGAACUCACUGCUGCAGAGGCGAUUGGAGCAAAUAGAUAUUAAAAGAGGCGUAAUGUCUAUAUAACAGUAAGCAAUAAUAAAAAAAGGUUUAGAUCUGGUUUUAAGAUAAAGUGCAAAUCUAAAAUCCACAUGCCAUUAUUCAAAUUGCUGUUUCUCUAUUAAUUACUAAUUUUCUAGUUAUAGUCCGUUUACAUAACAAUGAAACCGUAACUAACCGUAGUUCCGUACGGUUUGAUUCAGCCCAUUUCUUUAACAAAAUCAUACUACUACUUAAAGCCCGUAGAGCCGCUAAAUUGCAGCCUUAAUGUGACGGUAAUACCUACUGCAGCGCUAAUAAAAAAGGAGACAUUUUGGCAUUCUCAAAUUA
Messenger RNA from Pararge aegeria (speckled wood butterfly), 6608 nucleotides. RefSeq names its product centrosomal protein of 290 kDa-like. The record is from RefSeq and is a predicted model, not a curated record. NCBI's taxonomy places the organism in Eukaryota, Metazoa, Arthropoda, Insecta, Lepidoptera, Nymphalidae. The transcript has 32 exons. Bases 60 to 6305 code for a protein of 2081 amino acids.